AUGGACUCAUUGCCGUUCGAGACCCUUCAUCGAAUUUUCGAGCACUUUGAAUGCACGAUACCCUUUGACAACUGGGAGCAGGGCUACAUCGCCGAGAUAGAAUGUCCACCGCCGAAGGACCUGAUCGCGCUCUCACGAGUGUGCCGCCGGUUUCGCGAUGUCUCCCGCCCUCUCAUCUACCGCACAGUCGCGUUCCAGUGGCGCGAGGAAAAUUAUGAGCAGAAGAUAAUAGAGGCAUUCUUGCGCACGCUGUGCGACGAUCCUCCUCUCGGGCGCAUCAUCCGAGACUUCCACGUGGAUCACUGGAGAGCCUGGAAUCUCGAGGCAACCGACGUCGUCCACAAACUUCUAGCCGCACCCGAUUCUCUGGAUGAGAGGCAACUGAGAUGGCUGCGGCGGUGGCUAGCGGCGGAACGAGACAGGCCCGAGGAGGAUUUCCUGCUCAUUCUUCUGAUCCUCACGCCUAACCUGCGAAUGCUUGAUUGUGGGCAGGCGGCGGUGGACGGCGGAAUUGGAGCUUACCUUAGUGGAAGGCAAGAUGUAGAAGAUGUUUUCUUCGACAACUUCGACAAGAUAUGGUCGAAAGAUAAGCCCCCUUCGUCUGGGAGGAUGCUUUCCGAGGACGAGGAUAUUAACGAUGAUGAUGAUGAUGACGAUGAUGGUGGGGAGUCCGGCUCUGAUCCGAAGAAGGAGGAUAGGGACGAAGAGGCCACAAGUAUCAUGCCAAGCCAAGAGACUGCCCAUCAGCAUGCUGUCCCGCCUGGUCAUCCCUUUGCACAGCUCAGGGAAGUGCGCUUCAGGAACGAUAUCGGCAAUGGCUUUGAAAACGCUUCAGAUAUCGAAGGCGUGCUUUUGCAUCCUGAAAUCGAGACUCUUCGGCUCUUUGCCUUCACCUGGGCAAAAGAAGAUGUCCAGAGAAUGCAUUGGAGCCACAUUCCAAGCAGCCUCACAUCUCUGCAGAUGAAAUCUUCCAUUAUUGAUGCUGUCGGUCUGAAAAAUAUACUCAGACGGUGCCCCCAGCUUCAGAAUCUCCACAUUGUCUUGGCCGUUAUUGGGAGAAUGGACUCGGAUGAUCAAGGCGACGAGAUCGACUUUGAUAAGAUGGGAGCCGUGUUGAGAAAGUAUGGGCAACGCCUCGAGACGUUUGAUUUCGAGACUAGCGGUUUCAGAGGCUACUUCUCGCCGGAUGGCCAUCUGGGAUCCUUGAAAAAGUUGAAAGCCCUGAGACAACUCAAGGUGAGCUGUGAAGAUCUCCAGGAAGACUUUCCGCGUGAUGAUGAGGAUGAACUAGCAGCCAAGUUGAGAAAUGGUCUGCCUCCACGGCUGGAAUCGAUCCAUAUCCGCGCCUCCGACGCGCCUUGUGGUGACGUGGUCCCUCGUGCACUUCUUACGGACAAAUCCUUUACUGCACUGCGUACAGUUGAAGUAGAGUCUUUUGAUAGCAGCAAUCCUGAAGAUCUAGUUGUGCCAGGAUGGACAAAGUCUGAGAGGGUCGACUGGAUCAACAGGAGUGAGACUGAAGAAGGGGAGCUACAUCCGAUUACCAUCGUCAUCUUUUCGCGAGAUGCAUAA
Molecule: messenger RNA, 1572 nt
Organism: Clonostachys byssicola
Lineage: Eukaryota; Fungi; Ascomycota; Sordariomycetes; Hypocreales; Bionectriaceae
Source: the annotation of a GenBank genome assembly